Messenger RNA from Lizanozyma spartinae, 2823 nucleotides. RefSeq names its product phosphatidylinositol-3,5-bisphosphate 5-phosphatase (gene FIG4). The coding region runs from base 1 to 2823 and encodes 940 amino acids. The record is from RefSeq and is a predicted model, not a curated record. Gene Ontology annotation, biological process: phosphatidylinositol dephosphorylation. Gene Ontology annotation, cellular component: intracellular membrane-bounded organelle. Lineage: Eukaryota; Fungi; Ascomycota; Pichiomycetes; Serinales; Debaryomycetaceae. Gene Ontology annotation, molecular function: phosphatidylinositol-3,5-bisphosphate 5-phosphatase activity. The transcript has a single exon.
AUGUCUAGACCUACCACCGAGUCCAAAAGAGCAGAGAAUGGUAGAAGUGAAACAUCAGAAUCAAAGUCUAAAGAAAGAGGUCCAAAUGAGCAGCAACCUUUUACAGACGAUCGUGACUUUGUCCCCUUGAAUAACGACACUAUAGUUGAAGAGGAGGAUCCAUCAGAUGAAGGCAACGAAAAUGGCGAGUUUCAAUUUGACUUCAAUAACAAGCGAAUCAUUCUUCAGAAGUUUACCAUAUAUAACUCCAAGUCAGCUAUGUACAUAGUGGGAAGUAAUGCUAAGGAGACAUUAUUCCGAAUCUUGGAGAUUAACAUCAAUCCAUCAGAUCAGACACAACUUGACAUAAUAGAGGAUAAGAACUACUUCUACACUCGCAAGGAUAUGGUAGAGUUAAUUGCAGGACUAAACGAAUCAAUUGAAGGCGGCAUCCACCGUAUAGCUCAAGCAUUUGGUUUAUUAGGUUUCAUACGAUUCACCAAAUGUUACUACCUUUGUUUAGUUACGAAAUGCAGUCAAGUUGCUGUUAUUGGUGGUAGGUACAUAUAUCAUAUCGAUGAAACGAAGCUCAUUCCUCUUGAUAUUUCAUAUAAAGGACCAGGAAAGUACAGUGACGAAGAGAAACUUUUGGGCAUCUUUAAAUAUUUGGAUUUGGGAAGAACUUUUUAUUUCAGUUAUUCGUACGAUAUAACAAAUACUUUGCAAACAAAUUUCAUACGACAUAAAAAAAUGGCUUCGAAAAACCAAUAUCCCCUUAAACCGGAAUUGUCCAAGCGACCAAUAUUGCAUGAAGGGUUUGAUUCCUUAAAUAGAAAUGAAAGAUUUGUGUGGAAUAAUGUGCUAUUGGAGCCGGUCCUUUCUUGUCCGGAGGUGGCAUCUUAUGAAUGGUUUCAAUCUAUAAUUCAUGGGUUUAUAGAUCAAGCAAAGGUAUCCUUCUAUGGUCGAAUGAUAUAUAUUACAAUAAUUGCAAGACGAUCACGUCAUUUCGCUGGGGCAAGAUUCUUGAAGAGAGGUGUAAAUGAUAAAGGAAACGUUGCUAAUGAAGUUGAAACUGAACAAAUUGUGUCAGACAUGCUUGUGUCAUCAUUUCACGAUCCCAAAUAUGGUUUUUUCAAUAAUCCUAGGUUUACAAGUUUUGUUCAACAUCGUGGUUCUAUUCCUCUUUAUUGGACCCAAGAUUUGAACAAGUUGCCCAAACCCCCAAUUGAAGUCAACUUAUCAGAUCCGUAUUAUCAAAGUUCUGCAAUUCAUUUUAACAACCUCUUCAAAAGAUACGGACUGCCCAUAAUAAUAUUGAAUUUGAUUAAAACAAAAGAAAGACAGCCAAGAGAGCUGAAACUAAACCAGCAUUUUAAAGAUUGUGUUACUUACCUUAAUAAAUUUUUGCCAAAAGCCAAGAAGCUACAAUUUAUUGGCUUCGACAUGUCAAAGAAUUCCAAGAAAAAUCUUGAUGUGAUAGGCCCCUUACAAAAGAUAGCAAAAUCGUCCAUUGCGCAAAUUGGAUUCUUUCAUAAUGGCAUCAACCUAGCAACCACAAAGAUCCAAAAAGGAAUCAUUCGUACCAAUUGUAUUGAUUGUCUUGACAGAACCAAUGCUGCUCAGUUUAUCACUUGCAAGGAGGCGCUAUAUUAUCAAUUAAGUAGUUUGGGGUAUAUUCCCGAGGGGAAACUGCUUGAAUAUGAUUCAGAUUUGAUUAAUAUUCUUACUGAAAUGUUCCAUGACCAUGGAGAUACUAUAGCCAUCCAAUAUGGUGGUUCAAACUUGGUAAAUACAAUGGACUCGUACAGAAGAAUCAACCAAUGGUCUUCACAUACAAGAGAUGUAUUGAAUAGUGUCAAAAGAAUGUAUUCAAACUCGUUUAUGGAUCUGAUCCGGCAAGAGGCAAUAAACCUAUUUUUAGGGAAUUAUGUUUAUGAUCCAAGCAAGCCCAAACUUUGGGAGCUUCAGAAUGAUUACCAUUUACACAAUGACGCAUCAAACGUUAAUAUAAGAAGCAAAAGAAGCUAUGUUCAUUGGUAUAACGACUCUUACUUAUCAGAUAAUAGAUUUUAUGUGGACCUUUAUGAUGUUGUUCAUGGUUUGGAAAAGCUUAUGCCUUAUCCAGAAUACAAUGAUAAUUGGUUUAACGAAUUCUAUAUGCCACGAAGGUAUCAAGCAUUGAAAGAUGUGUUCCAGUAUAACAUGAAUUCCAAUACUAGAUAUUUCCCCAGUACCGUCAAUGAUGAUACGAACUUUGAGUAUAGUCCAUUUGAAUCUCGAAAACCAAUUUUAAAAUCGAAUAACGAAAUGAGCGAUGGAGAAGCUUUGUAUAAUUCCAAAGAUCAUUCUGAAGUUGGAGGUAGGGGAGUUGAAGAGAAGAAAGCUGACAAAAGUGUUGAAAAGUUGGGAGGCAGAUUUGACAAGCAGAUGCAAAUGAUAUUACCUAAUAACUACCAGGGUUUAGAUUCAUAUGGAAACACUAGCUCACAUCAAACUCUAUCUCAAAGUAAAGAGGAUAAUGCAAUACAAAACAUAGGUGUUAGUGAGAAAGAUGCGGACAUAUACUACGAGCAAGUUGAGAUUGGCAAACUUUUGAAUCAACAAGCAAACCGGGCUCAAUGGAGGUAUAGGCCUAAACCCAUGCGUAUGUCGGAAGACGAUUGCAAGGUGUAUCGAUUUUUUACUUCCUAUUCUAGCUCCCUGGAUAUCUAUAAUGAUAGUGGUUUACUCAACACUGCAUCUGCGACUGCAAAUUCCCAAGACUUAAAAAUAUACGCCAAUUAUCUUGGUAUGGAUCGAGAUGCCAUAUUUGAACUAAAUGCUGAAGAUGACUACUUUAGAUAA